AUGGAUUUAACGAACCAUUUCCCAGAGGUACCAGUGGUCGUGCGUGCUGCCCUCAACAACCUGGCGCAUGGGCUUACAUCUUUAACGAAGCCUCCUGAUUAUGGCAAAACGCAAGCUACAAUUAAUAAAAACCGUAACUACAGUGCCAAAGCUGGAAACGAAUGCGCUAACCCUGGCGAGCCAAGCCUCAACCUCCCACUCACCCUGUUGGGUUCUCUCGUGACUGCAAAGAAAGAUGGCGCAAGCCUUGCGCUUCAUAAGGAAACUCAUGGGCCACUCGAUACCACUGUCAAACAAGGAAUUCCUGCCAAGUACUCUUACUGGAUUGGAAAUAGGGCAGCACGCCUGACUCCCAUUCAGAACCAUCAAUCCCUAUUUUUACCUCAUCGUUACAAAAAGUGCAUAGAGCAUACCUUCAAAUAUGCGGAAAUGAUAAUGAAAUCUGGAGUUCGUGAAUAUAUCGCCUCUUGUGUUAAAUGCCGUAGAUUUAAUGCGCAACCGUACUACUAUCCAGAAACAAAAGACCUCCAACAACUGCUAAUCAGGUGUCGCUCAUUCCAAAACAUAGACCUGGAUUUUUUUUGA
This is a messenger RNA of Cooperia oncophora, 585 nucleotides long. Lineage: Eukaryota; Metazoa; Nematoda; Chromadorea; Rhabditida; Trichostrongylidae. The record is from the annotation of a GenBank genome assembly.